This is a messenger RNA of Moneuplotes crassus, 948 nucleotides long. The record is from the annotation of a GenBank genome assembly. Lineage: Eukaryota; Ciliophora; Spirotrichea; Euplotida; Euplotidae.
GAGAAAUGGAGUAUCUACUGAACUCUCGGUCAGAAUACCUACCUCUUGAACUCCAGCUACAGGAAGAAGGUGAAGCCUUUAUGAGAGUAGUAUUCUCUAGGUAUGGCAUCAACAAGGACUAUGUACACAAUAAUACGAGAGGAAUCUUUGACUACUUGGUGAAGAGCAAUUCAUUUUAUAAGGCUUCUAAGCUAAGACAUCAAUUAUGAGAACCUACUUAUUUUGUCCAAAUCGACUUUGACCAAGCUGCCUUGAAGAGACUUAGAGGUGUUUAUAGUUCAUUCCUGGCUAAACAUAUAACGAAUCUGAAUUUGCAUAGAUUUAUCACAUUUCAGAAUAACCCCAUUAGCUUUAAAAAGAUGCUUCAGACAAAUGUCAGAAAUGAGCCCAGAGGAGAUGUUUUCAAGCUCUUACAGACCGUAAGUGAUUGCAUAAACUUUUAUGGAUGGAAGAUUAAUGCUAGGAGCUUAAAAAGAUUAUUGGCAAGUUGUAGGCAAGUGCACACUAUUUCCUUUGCGAGGUGAUUUUUAUCCUAUCGUGGUUUCGAUAUCUCUGCUCCAUUUACAUCAGGAAUAUCAACUAUUGGGCUUAAGAACUGUUGAUUUGAAGAAGAUGGUUACUCUGAUGCAGACAUUAUUACUGUUGAACAAAUUUAUUUCAAACUCUCUUGUUCAUGUCUAGAUUUGAGAACCAUAAAUAUCACAAAACCAAAUGCUCUAAAGAAUCUUGAGGUAUUAAAUUUUUACCCUGAAGUCGAUCAGACAAAGACUGCAAUAAUCCAAGAUAUUAUUUAUAUAGUACCUCUUCUUUAAAAAAGAGAAACUAAAAAUAAAUGAUUGAUUAAAAUAUUUCCUUUGAACCCCUCAAAAUUACACUAAUUAAGUAAACAGAAUCAUAAAUCUCAAACCAAUCAGGCUCUAAAAUAAUGACAUAAUUACCUUUUCAACU